CGCCGCAAGGAAGUUUCGAGAGCUUUCGAGGGAGGACCCCUUAACUCAAAUCCAUCCGCCAGAUAUUAUUCCUACUUUUUCUUAAGGGAGGAGACGAGUCGCCUGGAAAAGAGGGGAGCUGAUUUUUUAGGGUUCUUUCUUCGGCUCUGAGGAACUUGGGGCUCAGUGGCAGGGUCUAAUUGAGCCGCGGGAGGUGGGGCCGACGGAACUACUUUCAGCAGCGUACGGACACGGCGGCUACGUGGGCAGUGAUGAGUGACGCAACAGACGCCGCAUAAAUUUCAGCCCCGCGGAGCCGCGGGCGUUCAGGAGCGGCUGGCGUUGUAGGUUGUCGGUCUGUUGCGGCCUGGGUGACUCGACGUGAUUGCGUCCAGUGUCUUUGCGUUCGCUAACAGGUCAAAAUGCAGAUCUUCGUGAAGACCCUGACCGGCAAGACCAUCACCCUGGAGGUGGAGCCCAGUGACACCAUCGAAAAUGUGAAGGCCAAGAUCCAAGAUAAAGAGGGCAUCCCCCCUGACCAACAGAGGCUUAUCUUUGCCGGCAAGCAGCUGGAAGAUGGCCGCACUCUUUCUGAUUACAACAUCCAGAAAGAGUCGACCCUGCACCUGGUCCUGCGCCUGAGGGGUGGCAUGCAGAUCUUCGUGAAGACCCUGACGGGCAAGACCAUCACCCUGGAGGUGGAGCCCAGUGACACCAUCGAAAAUGUGAAGGCCAAGAUCCAGGAUAAAGAGGGCAUCCCCCCUGACCAGCAGAGGCUCAUUUUUGCAGGCAAGCAGCUGGAAGAUGGCCGCACUCUUUCUGAUUACAACAUCCAGAAAGAGUCGACCCUGCACCUGGUCCUGCGCCUGAGGGGUGGCAUGCAGAUCUUCGUGAAGACCCUGACGGGCAAGACCAUCACCCUGGAGGUGGAGCCCAGUGACACCAUCGAAAACGUGAAGGCCAAGAUCCAAGAUAAAGAGGGUAUCCCCCCUGACCAGCAGAGGCUUAUCUUUGCUGGCAAGCAGCUGGAAGAUGGCCGCACUCUUUCUGAUUACAACAUCCAGAAAGAGUCGACCCUGCACCUGGUCCUGCGCCUGAGGGGUGGCAUGCAGAUCUUCGUGAAGACCCUGACCGGCAAGACCAUCACCCUGGAGGUGGAGCCCAGUGACACCAUCGAAAAUGUGAAGGCCAAGAUCCAGGAUAAAGAGGGCAUCCCCCCUGACCAGCAGAGGCUCAUUUUUGCAGGCAAGCAGCUGGAAGAUGGCCGCACUCUUUCUGAUUACAACAUCCAGAAAGAGUCGACCCUGCACCUGGUCCUGCGCCUGAGGGGUGGCAUGCAGAUCUUCGUGAAGACCCUGACCGGCAAGACCAUCACCCUGGAGGUGGAGCCCAGUGACACCAUCGAAAACGUGAAGGCCAAGAUCCAAGAUAAAGAGGGCAUCCCCCCUGACCAGCAGAGGCUUAUCUUUGCCGGCAAGCAGCUGGAAGAUGGCCGCACUCUUUCUGAUUACAACAUCCAGAAAGAGUCGACUCUCCACCUGGUUCUCCGUCUUAGGGGUGGCUGUUAAUUCUUCAGUCUUGAAUUCAUAGUGCCCAGUGAUGGUAUUGCUCUGCACUAUAGCCAUUUGCCCCAGUUUAAGUUUAGAAAUUACCAGUUUCAGUAAUAGCUGAAUCACUGGUUUUCUCAAUAGCUGUUCAAAAUGUUAAUAAAAGUUCUGUUGCAUGGUAGCAUA
Molecule: messenger RNA, 1712 nt
Organism: Zalophus californianus (California sea lion)
Lineage: Eukaryota; Metazoa; Chordata; Mammalia; Carnivora; Otariidae
Gene: UBB
Product: ubiquitin B
Exons: 2
Coding region: 402-1547 (381 amino acids)
Biological process (GO): protein ubiquitination; modification-dependent protein catabolic process
Cellular component (GO): nucleus; cytoplasm
Molecular function (GO): ubiquitin protein ligase binding; protein tag activity
Source: RefSeq, a predicted model, not a curated record